Messenger RNA from Nanorana parkeri, 2934 nucleotides. Its product is annotated as ubiquilin-4-like. Gene Ontology annotation, cellular component: cytosol. Gene Ontology annotation, molecular function: polyubiquitin modification-dependent protein binding. The transcript has 13 exons. Gene Ontology annotation, biological process: ubiquitin-dependent protein catabolic process. The record is from RefSeq and is a predicted model, not a curated record. NCBI's taxonomy places the organism in Eukaryota, Metazoa, Chordata, Amphibia, Anura, Dicroglossidae. The coding region runs from base 82 to 2934 and encodes 950 amino acids.
GGGUCGCUGUAUCGGCGCAAGACAAAGCGCGGCGGGCUCAUUCUCGUGCGUUCCUCCUCUGGGUGGGCGGGUGUGCAGAAGAUGGCGGAGAGCGGCGCUGACGGUGCGCCGGGCAAGGGCCUUAUCCGGGUCACGGUGAAGACACCGAAAGACAAAGAGGAGAUUGUUAUAGGGGAGACUGCGAGCGUCAAAGAGUUUAAAGAGGAAAUCUCCAGACGGUUCAAAGCCAAGAAGGAUCAGCUGGUCCUGAUCUUUGCCGGGAAGAUCUUGAAAGACGGCGACACGCUCAACCAGCACAGCAUCAAAGACGGCCUCACCGUGCAUCUGGUGAUCAAGACGGCGCAGAAGUCGCAGGACCCGUCGGCCACAGCCGCUGCUACCCUUCCAGCCGGAUUCGGAGGUCUGGCCGGACUGGGCAACCUAGGGAUGGGUUCCUCCAACUUCAUGGAGCUCCAGCAGCAGAUGCAGCGCCAGCUGAUGUCCAACCCGGAGAUGCUGGCCCAGAUCAUGGAGAACCCGCUGGUGCACAAUAUGAUCUCCAACCCGGACCUCAUGAGGCAGAUGAUCAUGGCCAACCCUCAGAUGCAGCAACUGAUGGAGAGGAACCCGGAGAUCAGCCACAUGCUGAACAACCCCGAGCUCAUGAGACAGACCAUGGAGUUGGCACGCAACCCGGCCAUGAUGCAAGAGAUGAUGAGGAACCAGGACCGAGCCCUGAGCAACCUGGAGAGCAUCCCCGGGGGGUACAACGCCUUACGCCGCAUGUACACCGACAUACAGGAGCCCAUGUUCAGCGCAGCCAGAGAGCAGUUUGGUAGUAAUCCAUUUUCCUCUGCUGGCGGCACUGACGGUUUGGCCUCUCAGCCCCUGCGCACAGAGAACCGCGAGCCUCUCCCCAACCCCUGGAACCCUUCGACAGGCUCUCCUGGUCAGACAUCCGGCAAUGAGGGGAAUGGGAGCUCGAACGCCACUACUACUACGACCUCCACCACCACCAGCCAGUCCAAUCCGAGCAUUUCCAAUCCGUUCGGCAUCAGUGGCGCCAGCCUGGGGUCAGGAAUGUAUAACAGUCCGGAAAUGCAGGGUCUGUUGCAGCAGAUUUCGGAGAACCCGCAGCUGAUGCAGAGUAUGAUCUCAGCCCCCUACAUGCGCAGCAUGAUGCAGACGCUCGCCCAGAAUCCAGACUUUGCCGCACAGAUGAUUGGUAAUAAUCCUAUUCUAGCUGGUAACCCCCAGCUCCAGGAACAGCUCCGACACCAGCUACCGGUCUUUCUACAGCAGAUGCAGAAUCCUGAAGCUCUCUCUGUCAUUUCCAACCCCCGAGCCAUGCAGGCGCUUCUCCAAAUCCAGCAAGGGCUGCAGACUUUACAGACAGAGGCCCCCGGCCUGCUAACCAGUUUUGGUGCUUUCAGUAUCCCCGGAGUGCCGCCGGCGUCCAGCGGAAGUACAGCCCCCGAGAACACGUCCCCCUCCACGCCCAGCAGUGCCUCUCCAGCAGGGGGCAGCAGCAACGCUCAGCAACAGAUGAUGCAGCAGAUGAUACAGCUCCUCGCAGGGGGGAGCGCACCGGGGCAGACGCCAGAAGACCGUUUCCAGUCCCAGUUAGACCAGUUAAACGCCAUGGGCUUCAUCAACCGCGAGGCCAACCUGCAGGCGCUAAUAGCAACAGGCGGAGACGAACAUGCCAAAUCCCGACCGUACCGUCCCAGCCCCUCCCCCGAGCAUCAUGGGAAGUGGACAAGCCCCACCGCUGACAGGAUAACGCCUCCAAAUCUCAGACUCCCCCCACUAUGCCCGAAGAGGGCGCUCAGCGGCGCGGGCCUGUUCACGCAUCAUCUCCUCCUCGCCCCCUGCAGGGUCUGUACACUGUUGUGGGGUCAGAGGAAGUGCGUCUGGACUACAGGAGGGAGGAGGUGCUGUCUUUUGGCCUCGGGUCUGUACACUGUUGCGGGGUCAGAGGAAGUGCGUCUGGACUACAGGAGGGAGGAGGUGCUGUCUUUUGGCCUCGGGUCUGUACACUGUUGCGGGGUCAGAGGAAGUGCGUCUGGACUACAGGAGGGAGGAGGUGCUGUCUUUUGGCCUCGGGUCUGUACACUGUUGCGGGGUCAGAGGAAGUGCGUCUGGACUACAGGAGGGAGGAGGUGCUGUCUUUUGGCCUCGGGUCUGUACACUGUUGCGGGGUCAGAGGAAGUGCGUCUGGACUACAGGAGGGAGGAGGUGCUGUCUUUUGGCCUCGGGUCUGUACACUGUUGCGGGGUCAGAGGAAGUGCGUCUGGACUACAGGAGGGAGGAGGUGCUGUCUUUUGGCCUCGGGUCUGUACACUGUUGCGGGGUCAGAGGAAGUGCGUCUGGACUACAGGAGGGAGGAGGUGCUGUCUUUUGGCCUCGGGUCUGUACACUGUUGCGGGGUCAGAGGAAGUGCGUCUGGACUACAGGAGGGAGGAGGUGCUGUCUUUUGGCCUCGGGUCUGUACACUGUUGCGGGGUCAGAGGAAGUGCGUCUGGACUACAGGAGGGAGGAGGUGCUGUCUUUUGGCCUCGGGUCUGUACACUGUUGCGGGGUCAGAGGAAGUGCGUCUGGACUACAGGAGGGAGGAGGUGCUGUCUUUUGGCCUCGGGUCUGUACACUGUUGCGGGGUCAGAGGAAGUGCGUCUGGACUACAGGAGGGAGGAGGUGCUGUCUUUUGGCCUCGGGUCUGUACACUGUUGCGGGGUCAGAGGAAGUGCGUCUGGACUACAGGAGGGAGGAGGUGCUGUCUUUUGGCCUCGGGUCUGUACACUGUUGCGGGGUCAGAGGAAGUGCGUCUGGACUACAGGAGGGAGGAGGUGCUGUCUUCUGGCCUCGGGUCUGUACACUGUUGCAGGGCCAGAGGAAGUGCGUCUGGACUACAGGAGGGAGGACGGUAUAGGUGCUGCGCUCUGCACAGGGGGUUGA